CCGCCUGGAGGAAGAUGGCCAGCACCUUCUCCAAGCUGCUGACUGGCCGCAAUGCCUCCCUGCUGCUGGCAACCCUGGGCACCAGCACCCUGACCACUGGGUACCUGCUGAACCAGCAGAAGGUGUGUGCUGAGACCCAGGGGCCCCACAGGCCAUUCCCUGCCAGUGCUGACUACCCUGAUCUACGCCACCACAACAACUGCAUGGCAGAGUGCCUCACGCCUGCCAUCUAUGCCCGGCUGCGCAACAAGGUGACGCCCAACGGCUAUACUCUGGACCAGUGCAUCCAAACUGGUGUGGACAACCCUGGCCAUCCCUUCAUCAAAACCGUGGGCAUGGUAGCCGGUGACGAAGAAUCCUAUGAGGUGUUUGCGGACCUUUUUGACCCCGUCAUCAAACUGAGGCACAACGGCUAUGAUCCCAGAGUGAUGAAGCACCCCACAGACCUGGAUGCAUCCAAGGUCACCCAUGGCCAGUUUGAUGAGCGCUAUGUGCUGUCCUCACGGGUGCGCACUGGCCGUAGCAUCCGAGGCCUGAGCCUGCCGCCUGCCUGCUCGCGAGCCGAGCGCCGGGAGGUGGAGAAUGUGGCUGUUGCUGCCCUGGGGGGCCUCAAGGGAGACCUGGCUGGCCGCUACUACAGGCUGUCCGAGAUGACGGAGGUGGACCAGCAGCGGCUCAUAGACGACCACUUUCUGUUUGACAAGCCAGUGUCCCCAUUGCUCACAUGUGCUGGGAUGGCCCGUGACUGGCCAGAUGCCCGGGGAAUCUGGCAUAACUACGACAAGACGUUUCUCAUCUGGAUAAAUGAGGAGGACCACACUAGAGUCAUCUCCAUGGAGAAGGGAGGCAACAUGAAACGCGUGUUCGAGCGAUUCUGCCGUGGACUGAAAGAGGUGGAACGGUUGAUCCAAGAGCGCGGUUGGGAGUUCAUGUGGAACGAGCGCCUGGGAUACAUCCUGACCUGCCCCUCAAACCUCGGGACAGGACUGCGGGCCGGUGUCCAUGUGAGGAUCCCAAAGCUCAGCAAGGACCCACGCUUUUCCAAGAUCCUGGAGAACCUCAGACUCCAGAAGCGGGGCACAGGAGGUGUGGACACGGCUGCAGUGGCCGACGUGUAUGACAUCUCCAACAUCGAUCGCAUCGGCCGAUCGGAGGUUGAACUCGUUCAGAUCGUCAUCGAUGGAGUCAAUUACCUAGUGGACUGUGAAAAGAAGCUGGAAAGAGGCCAGGACAUCAAGGUGCCACCACCACUGCCUCAGUUCAGCAAGAAGUGAAUGUUCCCUUUCCCAAUUCAUAAUAACCUGUCUGCUGGUAUGACAGAUGUAUAGAAGUCUCUACUCUGAGAGUUUUUGUAGACUUGGAAAGAUGUAAAAUUGUAGGUCUUGCCUAUCUUCACAAUAAAACUCUCCUUAAUAU
This is a messenger RNA of Carlito syrichta (Philippine tarsier), 1416 nucleotides long. It is a transcript of the gene CKMT2, whose product is annotated as creatine kinase, mitochondrial 2. Lineage: Eukaryota; Metazoa; Chordata; Mammalia; Primates; Tarsiidae. Gene Ontology annotation, biological process: phosphocreatine biosynthetic process. Bases 15 to 1274 code for a protein of 419 amino acids. The transcript is spliced from 9 exons. Gene Ontology annotation, cellular component: mitochondrion. Gene Ontology annotation, molecular function: creatine kinase activity. The record is from RefSeq and is a predicted model, not a curated record.